UCUUUGUCUGUUCGUAGAUGUAGACUAGAUCUAGAUUCUUAAGUCUGAACUCGAACUCAGCAUUCCCUGUCAAAUUUCAGUUUUAAGCUUGAUCUGGUUCUAAAUAAACUAAGACUAAGGAGACGAUAUCUUAUUAGAUAUGGAUGAUCAAUUGAACAUAUCUAGCGCGUUGCUUCUUAUUGUAGGCGAACCUUUUUCGGAGGACCAGAAGCUACUUAUUCUUGCAGAAAUAACCAAAGGAUUCAAAUGCUGGGAUACUGAAGAAACAGGGAUUAACAUCAAUGAAGAGUUGGCACAGAUUGCCAAUAGAGCCUCCUUAGGGGAAGAAGGCAGCAAUGUAGCUCGCAACAAGCCAGGGGAAAGAGUAAUACAGCACCAGUCUGACAAAAUAGCAGUGGAAAUAUUGAUAAAUCCUCUGUCACAAACAGUGAAAAACUCCAUUAAGAAACUUUUGCUAAGUCCAUCGGAGACAAAAUUCAUCAUAUAUGCUGGAAAUGCUUUCCAAGGCUCAGGUGCUUGGGUAUUGCAAGAUGACACUUUUGCUUUUAACAAUUUAGCACAGAUUUUCAAAAAUGUUGAUGUUGAGAAUGCGUUGAAACAGAAUAUAGAAGCUAACUUAACUAUUCACACAUUGGCCGACUCCAACUGGGGCACCAGCAUCAGCAAGGCAGACUUUACCAGUCACCUGAGGAUACAACUCAACCCACAAGAGAAACUAGAUAACAUCCAUGGGGUUGUACAAUUCACUGCCUACAUUGGAAGCUUCCUCAAAGUGGUUCCCAUCACAAACCUCCUACAAGCUUCAGAACAGUUUGGAAACAUAGGCUUCACACGCCCAACACUCUACAUUUUUCCAGGCUGCCAGGGAGACUCGGCUCUUUUUGGAAUCAAUGGUUUUAAUUUACUUGUCAAUGGUGGCUUCAAUAGGCGUGCUUGUUUCUGGGACUUUGCUAGACAUUUAGAUAGGGUAGAUGCUAUGUUGAUGACCCAUCUAGGUACUGAUAAUAUCUUUGGUUUAAAUACAGUGUUGCAGAGAAAAAGCUUAGAGAAUAUUCACCCCCAGAUAGGCUACCUGUACUUUAAUACUGUUUUAAGUUCUGUUGGGGGAGAUGGAGACACUGCCCCUUCACAGUCCAGUCUGUUAAUAAACUUAGCAGAAGAAGCUUGUAAAAUGACCCAGAUGGCUAAACAGUUAGGCAUAAGUCCCCAGCCUUGUCUUCGUAGUGCUACUGGUGAAACAUGCGAGCCAAUUAAUUUGUAUCAUAAAUUGGGGCAUGGUUCCCUGGAUAUGUAUGUUCUUAACCCUGUAGCUGAUUCCAAAGAACUGAAAGAGUUUUAUCAGGCUUGGAGUAAACAUUCAGUCAAUUUGGGCACCAGUGGUCCUUUCCCCAUGCAAAAUGUUUUAUCAGUCUGUGCUUUGCUUGUCUGGAAGCCUUAUAAUCUGGAUGAAAAAAUUGUUAGAAUUUUUUUACCAGGAAAUGCUCCUCAACACAAGGUGAUUGAAGGCUUAGAAAAAGUCAAAAGCUUUGGCUAUUUAAAGCUUGCUGCCUGCACUAAUAGAGAUUUAAUCAAACCACCCCCAGUAAAGAAACCACUUGCUGGGGCUGCCAAACCUGGAUCAUCUCGGCCGGUUAAAUCUACUACGAGUACACGAUCUGAUCUAGCCAACAAACCAGUAAGUGCCACUAGAUCUGAACCAAUCAAAAGGACUGUAACUUCUCCAACAAAGGCUGUCAAAACAAUUAAAGAAGAGACAAACAAAAAGAAACUUACUACAAAGGAAAAGUCUGCUGAUAAUGACACAAAAAAAACAGAAAGAGAUCAAAAAGGCAAACCUUCAUCUAGACCCACAUCGGCUAGUCCUACUAAAAGGCCAACUUCACCAGUCAAAGCUUCAUCUCCCACAAAAUCCAAAUCUUUAUCAAAAUCUCCGUCUCCUCCAAAAACUUCUCCUAUUAAAUCACCAGUAAAGGCAAAAGCUCCAGAUGCCUCUGAGAGUGCUGCAGCUCUGCCUCAAUCAGUGAAUGAAGACCAGAUUCCCGUAAGCAAUCAUGUUGAUAGCCAACCUGAAGCUGAACAGGAACUGAUCAUUGUCAAAGAUGUUGCAAAUCCAAUCGAACCAACUCAGGAGAAAGUGUCAUCAGUUGACAUAAUAGUCUCUUCACCAGUUGACAAAUUAAUGAAUGAAUCUCCACAAAAUCAAGUGAAUGGGGCUGAUCACUUUGAAGCUGAAGAAGAGGAAGUAAAACCUCAGGCUCUACCUGAACCUCCUAUUAUAUUGGAAUCACCUAGCCAAGAUUCUGAAACUAUGCCAGAUUACAGCUCCAAAAUUGAAUCUGAUGAGCAAGAGCUAUCAGAGUUUAGCCGUGCUGAGGAGGAACUGCAAGACUUUGAAAGCAACAAAGAGAAUAUCUCGUAUUCAGAUCCUGCGCAGGAAAUUCCAUCAUCGCCUGAACCUAUUCCAGAAGAGCAGUCCGAUUACACUUACAGUGCUGCAAGACAAGCAACUGGAAGUUUUGAAACUCCUGUAUUUGCACAUGAUGGCCCUGAACCUGUACAGCAUCCUAGCCAACCUUCCAUGGAGCAGAAUAUUCAGUAUGGCAUUCAUGACUCCAGCAAUGGUAGAGAUAUGGGUGGGAUCCAAGAAGUUGAUGAAGAGGACCAGGAGGAUGAGAACAAUGUCAGCCAUAAUAGUCUGGUAGAAGUUGAAGACAAUGCGGAGAAAUACAAUGAAAGCCCUAUCAUAGAACAAAUCCAAGAUACUAUUUCUAGUCAAUCAGAAGACACCAAUGCAUCUGAAAGCCAAGAGACAGAUGAAAUUGAAGAGGUAAAAAGUGAUUCCAGAAUCUCAGCUGAAAGACAGUUUGAAGAUGCUGAAGUGGAUGAUAACUCCAGUGUCAACUCUCAGCCAGCUGUGUUGGACCAAGGUGAAUCCAUUUCAGAGGAAGUCCAUGAGGAAGAUUCCAUUGAUGGAGAUAGUCCUGAUGGUCAGUCACCAAAUGAAGUUUGUUCUGAUGAUGACAAGGAUGUUGAUGAAUCUGUUGGCGUACUCAAAAUAAAUGGAACACUUCCAGAUUCCACAAGUGAAGCUACCCAUGGUUUUCAGGAAUCUGGUCUCAACCCUUUCAUUAUUGGUGCAGACAAGUCAUCAGAACAGUUACCUUAUGAACCUAAGGAAAAUGUAGAAAGUGAGGAUGAUUUGAAAGAGGAUACUUUUAAUCCAGAAGAGAAAUGGGGGCCUCCUAUGGGUUUACCAUCCCCAAUUCAUGAAACUGGUGCCACAUCACCCCAGAAAUCCAAUGGAGUAGAUAAGCGCUUGUCCAUGACUGCUAAAGCAUCAACAGGUCGCAGUGGGAAAAUUGAGGAAUCUAAAAAGCGCCCAGCUACUGCACCUGCAUCUAGCAGAAGUGCACCAGCACGCCCAGGCACAGCUUCUAAGAGACCUCCAACAGGCUCAAGCCGAGCAUCUCCUUUGAGUUCUAAACUCCCCCCACUACCUCCAAUGACUCCCUAUUACGUAGAUCUGACAUACAUACCUAACCAUGGCGAUCCUGCCUAUAGUGACAUUGAAUUUUUUAAAAGGGUUCGUGCUCGUUAUUAUGUGAUAAGCGCUCUCUCCCCAAAUACUGAGCUAUUGUCCUCCCUGAUGGAGGCUAAAGCCACUUGGGAGCAAAAAGAAUUAGAGGUAACUCUCAUUCCAACAUAUGAAAGUGAAUCCCUUCGCCACUGGUUUGGGCUGCACAAAGAAAAAUUGCAGGAGUUGCGAAUUGAUUUAACCCCAGCUGUUAGCAGAUGCACUAUCCAGCUACAGGACCUAGAAACUAGCCUUCCAGCUUACAGACUGGAAGUGUAGACUGAAAUCAGUUUGUUUUUCCCAAUUUAAAAAAGACCAAUUAGUACUAAUUUAUCAAUGACUGUGCUUUAUGUGUUGACAUUGUGCACUGUAGUCUUAGCAAAUCUCUGGUGCAAAUAUAUUUUUUUUGUUUCUUUCUAAAAUAUCAUCAACUCCACUUUUAGCAUCAUUAGUUACCAAGUAUUUCAAUUCAUUACCUUAGCUGAUUAAGCAUUAAAUAAUGUGCAACUGAGAAUAACAUGAUUAGUGUUGUGCACAUUGUAGCAGUAUUUGUAUUUUUGCUCAUGUAAUUUUUAUACAUUUUUUUUUUACAAUGCCGACAGAAAUAUCGUCGUUUAACAAAGCUUCUAGGAUCUGAACUUUUUUUUUUCAUUAUGCGAAUUUUUAUGUGAUUUGGGUGUGUCAAUAUGGUUUGGCCCUAAAUUAUUUAUAUUUACCCUGGGAUGUUGGCUUCCUGCUUCAGCAAUGCUGGGAAGUUAAGGCUUUGUGUUAUGAAACAAUCCAUUUCAGCCCUGUCAACAAAGUCUUCAUAAGCUCUUGUUAACUUCAAGUUAAAAAAAACAACUUAAAACACUGACUGUCCAUGCAAUGAAUCGUCUAUUGUCUUUCACCUUUUUUUUUUUUUUUUUACUAUCUAAAAAAAAAAAAGAAAUAUGUAUGCACUAAAUAUAAAUUUAAAAUAAUAUAUACACUUUCACAUGAAGUUAUCUGAUCAUUUUUUUAUAUCGUACAUAAUAAAGCAAUUCUCUCGUCUCUUUUGAAUGACUAAUGAUGUACUUAACAUUUUUGUUUACUUGUUUUUCUAAUUAUUUUUUUUCCCCUAGCUUGGAUAAUGUGCCAAUUAUAAGCUGUCUGGUUAAUCAGAGACAAAAAAAUUAUGUAUUACAAAAUAUGAUUGUUACAACUGAUAAUUUAAACUAAAAACAUUCUAGCAAUGUUUUUAGUUACAUACAUGUACAUAAUUCAAGUUAUUGCUUUUGAUAAAUGUUACCUGCAUUUAUUAAAGUGGUCUCAGAUUUUAUCUCCAGUCCCUAGUGUUUACAAGAUUAUAAUUCUGUUUGAUCUUGCCAAAAAAGGAGAGAAAAAUGUUCAUGUCUAAAUAAAAUGACAUGCAUUUAGGUUUUGGCUUUCUGGUGUGUCUACUAACUGUAUUCAGUUGUCAUUAUGUCAUUAAAAUUUAUUUUUUUUUUGGUCUUGGCUUGCUUCCAAAAUGUUGAAAACCAUCAUACUGAAAGAAGUACUAUGUUAUUAACUUGCAACUGUUUAUAUGUACGAGGUAGAACAGACACUGGAAAACAUUUUAAAAUACUAUAACUUAGUAUAACUGAAAUUAGAUUCUUUUCUGUAUUUUUCUGUGAUAAAAAAAUGUCAAACUUUUGCUGCCUUAAUGUUAAGCAAACUCUAUUGAAUGUGAAGUAUUUAUAGUUAAUCUGAAAGCUUUUAUAGUUUCACGUACUGUUUUUUUUUAAUUGCAUAAAUAAUUUUUCAGUCUAAAAAAGUCAAUGUGGAAGCACUUAAUAAGCAUGUUAUUAGCUGUUUUCAAACAUUUCUAAUGUUAAAAAAAGCCUGCAAAUCUGACAAUUAAGCAAAUGCAUUUGUCCUGCUCAAAGCUAAUAUUUUAAUGAAUUGGCUGGUCAAAUUUACAGAAAGAUGUAAUUGCUAUUUGUUUAUACUUUUCUAGAAACUAGAUCUAGUAUAUUGUAUUGGGUUGCUUAGAGUUCUUAAACACUCCAAACAAAAAUGUUUCACUACCAAAUAACACUGUACAUUUGUUUGUUUUUGUUACUGUAAAGCUUUUGAUUCUAAGCCAUUGUUUUUCUGUCACUUUUUUGUUGUUUUUGUUUUUAAAGAAUAAAUGUGCAGUAAAAUAAAA
This is a messenger RNA of Biomphalaria glabrata, 5726 nucleotides long. RefSeq names its product microtubule-associated protein 1B-like. Gene Ontology annotation, biological process: axonogenesis; dendrite development; regulation of microtubule depolymerization. Lineage: Eukaryota; Metazoa; Mollusca; Gastropoda; Planorbidae. Gene Ontology annotation, cellular component: dendrite; cytosol; synapse. The record is from RefSeq and is a predicted model, not a curated record. Gene Ontology annotation, molecular function: microtubule binding; actin binding. The transcript has 6 exons. Bases 140 to 3853 code for a protein of 1237 amino acids.